GCUACAACCGACUGCAGUGUACAGCUCAGGGAGGGAGAGGUAGUCACUGCCAUUCACUACUCACCCUCCACUUUAUUAUUAGCUCACUUGGAUCUGGCAGCAGGGCUUUUAUUCCCUCUCAGCAGCGACUUUUGCAUUGCGCCACCGAGUAGCGUCACAUUAUUGUGGAUCUCAGGUAAAGGUGUGGGGAUAGAGGCUGAUUCGGGGUCGAUGGAAGCUGCUACUGUAGGUCAGGUAGGAGUCAAUUGACGGCCCUCUAAUUUAAAAUCCACACCGUCGUUUAACAUAGCUCCGGGUUUUUUUUUCCGCGUCCACGAUGUUCAAGACGGUCAAUUACCCGUCGGUGGAUCCCGCGCCCACCAUCAUGCACGGCACUUGGCUUUCCACGGGGUGCCGAGAAACGCCCGUAGCGGUGGAGAAACCUAAGAAAAAGGCGUUCAGCCUGGUCAAAAUCAUGUCUCUCAGCAACAAGAAAGGGCACGGCCAGCAUCCGCACCACAACAACAACAUGCCCUUUACGAUCCACUGUCACAUCGGGAAAGAGAUAAAGCACAUUUGCAGCAAUUGCAGUCGCGGGAACGAUACACAGGACGCUGAGGAAGUAGAGAGGCUGGCCGCCAUGCGUUCUGAGUCCUUGCUCUCCGGCACCCACACUCCACCCAUCCGUCGUCGGAGCAAGUUUGCCACUCUGGGACGCCUUCUCAAACCCUGGAAAUGGAGGAAGAAGAAGAGCGAGAAGUUCAAGCAGACCUCUGCAGCUUUGGAGAGGAAGAUGUCAAUGCGACAGAGCAGAGACGAGCUGAUCAAGAGAGGAGUGCUGAAAGAGAUCUUUGAAAAAGCAACAUUUGAGUUCCGAUCCUCGAUGGACGGCGGAGUCUGCACUCAGGAGCCCCCUCUCAAGUCGUCUAUGGUCCUGCCCACCAAGAAAUCUGUCACCUACUCGAGUGACCUUCAGGAUAACCACACCAAGCCGCCGCUGUACCACAAACAGCCUCCUGCUCUCCCUCCAAAGCCUUUCUCUAGGAUCCCAAAUCAUAGCACAGAUUCUUGCCAGCCAUUGAAGUUGCCCUGUAUGCCCGGGGGAAAGCACUCUCCACCUCUGCCACCCAAGAAAGUGAUGAUUUGUGUGCCUCCAGGGGGGCUGGACUCCCCUUCUCCCUCCCCCAAUUCCCUCUGCGGUCCUCUCUCCCAAAAGUGUGCCCCCCUCUCCCACCACGGCACCUUGCUGCCCUCUCAGCUCGCCGCUCUGUCCAGUCUUCACCAGAGCCACGGUCAUCCGCUCCAGCUUCAGUACGGCAGCUUGCACGCGCCCAGCCGCAUAAUCGAGGAGCUCAAUAAAACCCUGGCGCUCUCCAUGCAGAGGUUUGAAAGCUCUGCAUUGCACGGCGUUGGUCAGUGUCUUCCCCUGGACAGGAGAGAAGUGCCGUCCGUGAUUAUCGACUAUGAGGACGACAAGGAGAACAUGCCCAACGAGUCCGACUACGAGGAUCUGCCCAGCAUGUAUAAGGACGAGGACGACAGUGUGGAUGAGGACGAGGACGAUGAUGAUGAUGACAUACUUACAAGUUCCCUGGCUCAGAAGGUGCUGCGGAAAGACUCUCUGGCCAUCAAACUGAGUAACCGUCCAUCCAAAAGAGAGCUGGAGGAGAAAAACAUCCUGCCCAUGCAGACGGAUGAGGAGAGACUGGAGUCCCGGCAGCAGAUAGGCACCAAACUCACAAGGCGCUUGAGUCAGAGACCCACAGCAGAGGAGCUGGAACAGAGAAACAUCCUCAAACCUCGCAAUGAGCAGGAGGAAAUGGAGGAGAAGAGGGAGAUAAAACGAAGGCUAACACGGAAGCUGAGCCAGAGGCCCACUGUAGAGGAGCUGAGACAGGCCAAAAUCCUCAUCCGAUUCAGUGACUACGUGGAGGUGUCAGAUGCCCAGGACUACGACAGGCGGGCCGAUAAGCCCUGGACCCGGCUCACAGCAGCUGACAAGGCCACUAUACGGAAGGAACUGAACGAUUUCAAAAGCAACGAGAUGGAAGUGCACGAGUCAAGUCGCCAUUUAACCAGGUUUCACAGACCAUAGUAGACCAACACUGUCUUGAGCGGUGCCGGACCGGCGCUCUCCUCCACUGAGAACCUUAAGUGCUGGACAGUAAAAUGGUGCCCGUUUCUACAAUAAGGCCAUGUCUUCUGAAAAUGCCUUUUCAAGACCCACACAACUGAGUCGGUACCACACUCCCAAGAUGCAGACACCCACUACUCCAUCCACUGUAGUAGCACACAAUGACUCCAGUUGAUUCACAUCGCCCCUUUAUGGAAUUUGCUCGACUGUCUCUUUAACCUCUCUGCUGAGCUCUCGGGCAGGCGCUCAGUUCUGCGGCAAUCGGACAGCAGGAGAGUUUUUUGUUCGCAAUUGACUGACACUCAAACAUCUACCGAGGGCAACCGUACCUCGAUUCAUCAAUAACACCAGUGGACUUGUCUCAGUGGACAUGUUUUUAUCCCUCUUCUUUAUUAUGCUGUCACCCCGGACUCCUCUAGCCCUCAUGGACAACGCUGUGCGAAGCCGCAGGGUUGAUUGUUCUGAGGUCGCUACAUCAGCUGGAGAUCCAUCUUUACCGCACCUGCUGGGACUGUGGAAACGGCUUAGAGAGACACAAAGGAGGGAGGGAAGGACCCAACAUUAGAAUCAUGUGCAAUAUUUUUUUUCUCUUCUGCUUUUCCUAGGCUAUAGCACCCCCUAGAGUCCCCUUUGUGUCAUUACUAUGUAGUCCCGACUUCUGUUUCUUCCCCUCUUAUGUGCAAUUCUCACUGUACCGACAAUGUUGACAUCUAAUUGCUAACUGUGAAUCUGAGAGUUUUGGGCAAAGCUCGCACUCUCUCCAAAUGUACAUUUUGUUUAUACUAAGGAAAAGGAAGUUUAAAGAAGAAUCGUGCUUGACCAAGUUUCAUUCAUGUCACAAUCUUAUAAAUUUAAUGUAAAAAGUGCAGCUGGCAGAUAUAUUCUGGUUCCAGUGUGUGUAACAGUUAUCUGUUUUAUAUUAUUUUGUCAGUUUUUAAUUGUUUUUUGAUAGAGGCACUUGGAUCAUAAAUGAUUAAUUUCCAUGUUUUAACACGUCCUAGCUCUUUGGGUUUGAAAUGAAAUACCAAGAGCUUGCUCAGCACUUCAUUAUCCCUUACAUUUUGUGUUUGCAGCAGCGUGUUUAAUGAUCUUUGCUCAUAAUGUGCAUUGUAUUAUACACUUAACUUUUCUACUCAUCUCACUAUAAGCUUUUGACCAAGCAAUAUCUGUUGUUUGUAGAGAAAAGGUUAAACUAAGGGUGUACUCCCCGCCAUUUUUGUUUUUACUGUGUUCAUACACUACGCCUCACUUCAGGGUUUUAAUUUUCUUUUAUACUUUACUUUAAGAAGGCUUUAUUCAGGAGGACUUUUUUCUUCAUUUUUCUGGACUGAGCCACCAAAAACAUCUGCCUCUUUAACAGCUUACCAAGAUAUGACUCUGUCUCAAAUCUACAAUUGAACACAAUGAUGCACUCUCAAUUUUGAAACACGAGUACAGGUAUUAGUGGAUUAAUUGAGUCAGGAUUUUUAAAUUUUUAUUGCUGAAAUUCUUUGCACUGUUUAGAGUUUGGCUUUACAGUGGUCACUGUUUUAAGGUCAGGGCCCAAGUGUGUAAAAUAUUGUUGGAUAUCUGAUCUGUGACCAUUUUGUCUCUUCACUUUACGGUCUUGUUACCUGAUCACUGAUCCUACACCAGUAUUCCAAUGCUCAUAAGCUUUAUGUACACAGAAUAUUUUUAUUAUUUUUUACUGUAUUACUUUUAAAGUUGCAAUAUGAAAUUUGUCAGAUGAAGAAAAAGUAGUAGAGGCGAAAGGCUGUAGGCCGCCUACUAUAAUGCAUCUGUCUGCAAAGGAAGAUGUGUUCCUUCUUGUUUUCAAGGUUUCAAGGUCUCGAUCAGCGACGGAUAGAUGACCCAAUAACUCCUGGGAACCAAGGACGUAGAAAAUUGUUUUGCACUUUAUUGUUUUUAUGUGAAAUAAUAGGGGUUUUGUUAGAGCAGUUUAUCCUCAGAAUCAGGACACAGGUCAACGUAACAGUGCUCCUUUUUUAAAAUCAAAAUUUCAUUGGGUCAUCUAAUCUCAGAGACUUUGAAACAUGAGGUGUUCUUGUGUUAGAACCAGCUUCUGUAUGAUUCCAGCAUCAUGCCAUUAUUUGAAAUUUCCCAUCCAUAGGUUCAGUAAAAAAACGGAGCAUAAAGAGGAAUGAAUUCACACAAAUAUGCUCCAGUUCUCAUUUCAGCUCUUAAAAAAAACAAAACAAACCUGAGCCACUGGGCCAAGCAUGAGGCUUUCCAUUUUGCUGGAAUCAAGGAACAUGAAUUCAGCAAUAAUCUUUCCUUUUACAUGUUGGUGGAACAACUGAAUGAAUUUGAAAGUGUUCCUUUUUUUUCAUUUUUGAAAUACAGAAUACCAUGUAAAGGAUACAUCAUGCCAAUUAAAUUUCAUUUCUGAAUGCA
Centropristis striata (black sea bass) is the source of this 4507-nucleotide messenger RNA. RefSeq names its product phosphatase and actin regulator 1-like. Gene Ontology annotation, molecular function: actin binding. The transcript has 12 exons. The record is from RefSeq and is a predicted model, not a curated record. Gene Ontology annotation, biological process: stress fiber assembly; cell motility. NCBI's taxonomy places the organism in Eukaryota, Metazoa, Chordata, Actinopteri, Perciformes, Serranidae. The coding region runs from base 317 to 2074 and encodes 585 amino acids.